Messenger RNA from Solanum tuberosum (potato), 468 nucleotides. Its product is annotated as serine/threonine-protein kinase D6PK-like. Gene Ontology annotation, biological process: protein phosphorylation. The coding region runs from base 1 to 468 and encodes 155 amino acids. The record is from RefSeq and is a predicted model, not a curated record. Lineage: Eukaryota; Viridiplantae; Streptophyta; Magnoliopsida; Solanales; Solanaceae. The transcript has a single exon. Gene Ontology annotation, molecular function: protein kinase activity; ATP binding.
AUGUCCUUUGUUGGAACCCAUGAAUAUUUAGCCCCAGAAAUAAUUAGAGGAGAUGGUCAUGGUAGUGCUGUUGAUUGGUGGACAUUUGGGAUAUUUCUGUAUGAGUUACUUCAUGGGAAGACACCAUUUAAAGGCAAUGGAAAUAGAGAGACAUUGUUUAACGUUGUUGGACAACCUCUUAAAUUUCCCGAGGGAUCCACAGUUAGUUUUGCUGCAAAGGAUUUGAUCCGAGGUCUACUUGUGAAGGAUCCUCAAAAAAGAUUAGGAUUUAAACGAGGUGCCACGGAGAUAAAACAACAUCCUUUCUUUGAAAACGUUAACUGGGCUCUCAUCCGAAGCACUCAUCCUCCAGAGAUCCCUAAACCAGUUGAUCUUACAUUUUUUAAACAAUCGUCUCAUGCAAACGAGAAAGCUGCUUCUGAUUCUGAUAGGUCAUCUGGUCCUUACUUAGAUUUUGAAUUUUUCUAA